CGGAACUGGAACGCCGAAUUGCAUGGUUCACAGUCAAUAUAUAUACAACAAUACAUAUGGUGCCGUGGUGUACAAUUCUUACUUUCCCAUCGAAGGGGCUGUCAGUCAGUUUCGAGUUGUCGGUAUAUAGCUCCAGUCGGACUGGACCCAGCGACCAAGCCCUGCUUCCAGUACUGCCCAGGACAUACUUCGUCAACGGUCGAUGUUCCUCCAUCAAUUUCUCGCUUUGGUUUCUCUUCUGACCAAGUUAUUUUUUUCUUUUCGUAGCUCGUUAUCCUUCACCUCGCUUAUCAAUCAUCGCCAUUGUCGUAACUUUGGCUGCUAUUGUCGAAUCUGUCCAUCCCAGCCAUCGGUGACCAAGCCACCUCUAUCUGGUCCCUUGGCUUCCUCCAUUUCGCCCGUCACUAUUCCCUUUUCCCUCGGUGGCCAGGCGGCCCACGUCGGCUAUCUUCUUGCCGUCUCUUGCAUCCAAUAUUAACGCCCCGUAUCUCGGUUGAGAUUACUAGUACCUAAGUAGCCUAACUUGCACGGUGUUGGCUACAAUAGCAACGGCGGUUGUUGUGUCUCGUCCGAGUGCGCAGGACAAUUACUUUAUACGACCACGGAUGCUGUGGGAAACCUUUGGAUUGAGAUGACGCCCGUACUUGGUGUAUUCCCCUCAUACACGUCACACGGCCCUUGCCUUCAUCGGGCUCACGAGAACCAGGAUCAUCGAUUCCGUCCAGAGGGAUCAAAAGUCGCGCUCCAGAGUCUCGCCGGUGCCGCCGUUUGUAGAGUCGGCAAGGGGCUUAUUAGGGUUCCAUCUCGUGGUGCUCGGAAAGGAGGCCACUUAUGAUUAUAGUGGCAACAUCUGCUUUGGAGAGUAGGACGAUGAAAGCGGCAACCGGUUCGGAUCCCGGCAAAGAUACGUCAUUAAAAUGCGUCCAGAGAUAGUAGCUG
Chaetomium strumarium is the source of this 939-nucleotide messenger RNA. RefSeq lists its product as uncharacterized. Lineage: Eukaryota; Fungi; Ascomycota; Sordariomycetes; Sordariales; Chaetomiaceae. The transcript has a single exon. Bases 203 to 478 code for a protein of 91 amino acids. The record is from RefSeq and is a predicted model, not a curated record.